Prorocentrum cordatum is the source of this 1619-nucleotide messenger RNA. The record is from the annotation of a GenBank genome assembly. Lineage: Eukaryota; Dinophyceae; Prorocentrales; Prorocentraceae.
CCCAAAGCGCUUCAAGAGACCCCCAAGAGACCGCCAAGAGCCACCCCGUAGCCAUUUUUGCUCAAGUUUGCCUCGAGUUAACGGAUUCAGACAUAUUGGAUACAUCGGUACGGUAUUGUGUCCCAUAGCAUGUUGCCGCGAACGCGCCUUGCGACAUCUCGACAUGGAGUGGUGGAACUCAUCGAGCUAUUGAGUUUUCUUCCACUUGCGGCGUCAUUUGCGCUGCCCUCAGUCGCUUCUCAUCGCGAAUGUAAGCCGAAAGCGACAACAAAGUAUUCAAUUCGUCACGGCGCGAAGCCUUCAGGGCAAGGCAACCUAUGGGAAUACUAUCACUUCUUGAUCGAUUUUGCUACAGCUAUGUUGCACUUCAUGCGUAACGACAGCGCGCCCUACAAAAUUUUGCAGGUGCCAGACUGGCGCAAUAACAAGUUCCGUUUGGCGUUGCCGGGCCAGCCGCAGAGGAGUAUGGAAGCGCAUUUUGAGUUCGUCUUGGGGCAGCCGUUGGGUCUGACCAUCGAAGUCGCCAGCAGCUUUGAGGCCUUCGCGGAGAACGCCAGGACGUCGAGGCAGCUCGACUGGGACUGCCACGGCGCAGGCCAGUCGAAUCAGUGGUCUGGAUUCCCCAAAGAGCACCUCGUGGAGUUCCGGGACCACGCCUGGGGCCUGCCUGGCCUGCCGCCAGCCUGGCACUGAGACGUCGUCGCUGUGAGGCGCGGACAUCUCCAGAACUACACGGGCCCACCCCCGGGGUGUUCUCGUCGAUGCCUGGGCGAGCGCUUCUACGAUCGCCUGCUGGAAAAUCAAGCUGUUGCCGACCAGAUCGCUCUGUCUUCGCAUGCGAGUGUCACUGUUGCGCAGCGUGGCGCCGCGCUGUCGAACAUCAUCUUUGCACGUCCAGGAGCGCUGGCCGUCGAGGUGGGAAAGGCCGAUUUUCCAUGCUACCAGAGGUUAUCUGCAGAACUUGGGUUACCUUUUCUCUAUUACGAUACGGAUGAGUUUUCAGAUCACGUUGCACAGGGCAUCUCGAAAGCGUCAGCAGAUGACAUCGGCAGAGGCGACGAGCAGUUAAGGGAGCUUCGCGACGUCAUCGGGCGGUUCGCGCUGCCUCCAGAGCAGCGCCUCCCAUGUGCGCUGCCCCGAUUUCGCCACGUGCGUAGGGCAGCAGUUCGGGCAGUAGUAGAAUACCUUCAUGAGGCCCUAUUUGGUUCAGUAGGGCUGUCUAGGGAGGCAACUGGUUUCCAAGGCCAUUCAGCGCUUUGUUGUCUCCUUCGGAGUCUGGCCAACUCAUCGGGUCCUUCGCCAGCGCUUCUCUGGACCACGCGCAAGUUGUAGUUCGGGCAAUUUUUGUCGCCAGCCUGCGUUCUCACAGCCAGCGCGCGACCCGGUCCAGCGGAACAAAUUCGGGUGCUGGUCCCAGCAGCGGCCACUGUCUAUCGGCGGUUCCGUCAGUUGGGUGGGCCAUCCUUACGGGGACUGCGGGGCCAGCUUUUGCUCGCAUCCUUCUCCCCCCUCCCCGUCCUCUCUCUUAUGGGCCGCGAGCGUUUCAACCUGCUCGUGUGAGCCGGCCACCGCGGGUUCGAGCCUUCGUUUCUGUGCGCUCGAAUAUGAAAAAAAGAGAG